Achroia grisella is the source of this 1036-nucleotide messenger RNA. RefSeq names its product prefoldin subunit 1-like. Gene Ontology annotation, molecular function: protein folding chaperone. Gene Ontology annotation, biological process: protein folding. The record is from RefSeq and is a predicted model, not a curated record. NCBI's taxonomy places the organism in Eukaryota, Metazoa, Arthropoda, Insecta, Lepidoptera, Pyralidae. Gene Ontology annotation, cellular component: cytoplasm; prefoldin complex.
AAAGUUAAAACUAAGAACCUGUAUUAUAUCAAUCUGUUGGUAAAAUUAGUAUAUUUGUCUAGUUUCAAAGUUUUUGAGCUCGCAUGAAGUUACUCGUAACAUAUUUUUGAACUGUGAGUAGAUUGAUGCUAAUGCAACUCUUAAUAAGCCAGAAUUUAUAUGUACCCGCUGUUUAUAUGUAUUUAUAUGUACCCGCAAUGGUAACAUUUUAAUUUUUAUUUAUUUGUCGCUGGAAGAAACUAGUAUUUAUUAUACAUGCUCGGCGUAGUUUAGAUACUAAUGGUAAAAUCUCUGAAAUAUAUGCUGCGUAUUUAAUAAGAAUGAAAAAGUUUAUGAGAAUGACUAAAUAUCGACUCAAUAAUUUAUUAAUAAAUUAAUAGUAGUGGUAUAUUUUAUCCACAAGUGGAUAGGCAAAGGUACGAGACCAUACAGCCUAUUAAUAAAUUAAUGUCUAAAAAAUACUGUGCGCUAACGUAAACAUUUGACAUAAAUUUGACAGUGAGUGGUGAUCUUCUACGACAAUGUAGAAGUUGCAAUUGACUGAAAAACUAAUCUGUGUUGUGUGCAAUACUGUGAAUUAAAUAAAUAAACUAUUACGGAAGAAAUAUUACUAUUAUGGCUAAAUCUGUAGAUUUGGAGUUAAAGAAAGCUUUUACUGAUUUGCAAAUCAAAAUGGUCGAUACAAGAAAAAUUCAUUUUAUUGAUUCACAAAUAGAAUUACUUAAACGGUGUAUGCAUCAUGUAGACAUUACUCAAUGUGCCAUCAGUUGCUAUCCACCUGGAGCAAAAACUUAUGAAUCAGUGGGUAGGAUGUUCCUUCUUACGGAUUUAGAAGAGGUUAAAAAUAAUCUUAAAAAUCGAGAUACACAGUUAACAAAACGUGCCAGUGACUUCCAAAAAAACAAGGAGUAUUUAGAAAACAAUUUAAAAGAAAGCGAAGACAAUAUUAGAGAAAUGGUUCAGCAACGGAGAGUGCAAAGCGAAAAAACUAAUUAAGGAAUUCAAAAUACAUGUAAAGAUUAAGGUUGCUAAUAAA